AUGGAGGGUCACGACGACACACGGUGUCUCCCUAAGAUGCCAACGCUAUUCACUACUGCCCCUGAUGUGCACCCAGACCUCGUAUUGUUUUCUGCGUCCUCUGAUACCGAGGAUUCGACAAAAAACACUACUCCGCACGAACUCGAUACCUGCAAUGACCCUGAAUUUCCAAAGCCCUCGAGAAUGUUCACAGCACAGAAUACCGAGUCACCGCAAGACGACACUUCUUCACGUCACUCCUCUGCCAGUUCCUCGUAUUCGGACAAGGACUGCCAGAAGGAGACCACUACAGAUUUCGAGGACCGGAGCGAGAAAGCCCACAAAUUGGAAGACGAUACAGCCGACGGAAAUUCAAAUGCUUCGGGCGAAACAACGCCAAACGGACAUCCUAUCGAGACUGGCACGGCUUCGCCUGAUACUGAAGGACAGGCACCGCAGCCCUUGACGAAAAACCGCUUACGAUCAAUCCCCGAUGCUCGACUCUACAAAUUGGGCUCAGUAUAUAAGAAGUUGAAAGAGAUGAUAGAGGACUCUCAGGCUGCCACCACUAGUAGCGAUACGCCUCGACCGGAGCUGGACGCUGAGUCCGAUAGCACUUUGGAAGACCAUAAAACAGCCUCGGAGCCAGAGUAUCCAGCUUACUACAUUUUCGACCCUCGAUCGAAUGGCUCUGCGUACUACAUGUAUCAAGAUGCUGAUACACAAGAAGGCUAUAAGAUUGAGAAAGUUUCCUUCAAGCCCGCAUUACCAGAGCCUGGGCUGAGAGCCUACUAUAUCGAGGCAUCGGAGAAAGAUCGAGGCGAGCCGAGGCACGAUAGUCAAGAGACACUGUGGAGAGUCGACUCUUCAAGAAUUCCUGCAGUAGUCAUCGACUCAGACAGCUCAGCUUCUCAUGAGGCAGUAGUGGAUGCCGAUGAGCCGCUGUAUGAUGGAGAUGAAGCAACUCAGAGCAUCGCCAGGAAAGUGAGCGACCGACUUCAGAAGAUCAGACACUUGAGAGAACACUUACGUGUUAUAAAUGGCAAAGGUCGAGAUGUUCCGGAAGCCAGGGGAUUAUAUCUCAUUGGCGACAAGGACAUCCGCGACGUUGUUAGUAUUGUGCUGGGCGAAGCGUUGAAGAAUGGCCAUAUCGACAGGCCUGAAAGAACAACUACAACAACAGAAGAAUCUUCUGAGAGUCGACCUUUACCAAAGCUAGACGGUGACACGAACACUAUACUAGUUUCCACGCCUACAGCAGUAGAUCCAGCAACUACCAUCAAUCUGCCAUCAACCUCUUAUGCGAACAUCAACGCAACAGACAUGGAGGUUCACACCAAAACCCGUGGGGCAGAAUCAGAUGCGACGACUACUGUUAUCACUCGUCGGAGUGUUGCUGAGAUCACUUGGGCCCGGGCAUAUCCUGCAGGCCAUGAUCCAGAUUCUCGAACACAUGGCCGAACUGUUUCUGACUGCUGCUCACCCACACACGGGGGUUCACGUUCAUGCCCAGAUGAUCGACGACAGAGUGACCAGAAAGUAUCCAAAGGUGAUCCUAUACUGAGACACUAUACUACACCAAAGAGCACAGCUGAGAUUCUGGCGGACAUCAUGUGUAACAAGAGCUUUGAACAGCAACUGAGAGUCAGCGAUGGCACUGUCAUCACCUCAUUCCCUAGACUCUUCUCUCGUGAUCUGACUACAGAAUGGACUGGCUCAACUGCCGAAGGCGGAGACUCGAACAAAACAGCGCCGGCGACUUUUUACCACCAUGGUAUCGAUGCCCGCAGUGGUCUUCACACACCACUACCGACUCCUGCUGUUGAGCAGCCUCCAGUAUUGCCUUCUUCAACAUACGAUAAAUCGCUCUUUGACGCCAACCCUUUCAACAAAUCCAAGGGCAAGAAUCUUUCCACCCUGUUGGCGUCAGAGAGAAGGCUAAGUGCUUCUCUGGAUGCCGACACUCAGAGACGUCGCAGCUCGCAGAUAGCUGACAUCGAAGAAGAAGGUUCGGACCAGACCUGCUCACGCCCUGGUCUCAUGCACAAGAUCAAGCAUGGAGGUCACAAGUUUUUUCACAAAAGCCACUUUCGGCGGCCAAAUAGGAGCGCAACAGCCGAGGAGGAUGCUUUUGAAGAGAGCAAUGUCAUGCGUUCAGGGAACAGUACAGGAAGAGGAAGAAUUCCCGAGCCGCCCAAACCGGAUAGCCAUGGAGCUCACAAGACCUUAACAGGGAGCAAGCUCGAUGGACCUUCAUAUGAAGAGGGUGUCUGUUCAGAAGAUGACAAACCACAUCGAUGUGUGAACGAUUUGUCGUCUCGAGACAUUUCCCCAGCCAGGGGUGAUAAUUGGGAAGGGAAAUAG
Messenger RNA from Fusarium coffeatum, 2343 nucleotides. RefSeq lists its product as uncharacterized. The transcript has 2 exons. The coding region runs from base 1 to 2343 and encodes 780 amino acids. Lineage: Eukaryota; Fungi; Ascomycota; Sordariomycetes; Hypocreales; Nectriaceae. The record is from RefSeq and is a predicted model, not a curated record.